AUGGACGAGGCCAUGCAACCAUGCCAGACCAUACAACAACGCCUCGAGACGACAGUCAAAGAACUGGUUUUGGAUAUCCGAGCUAUUACGGUAGAGAGGACGCCGACGACGACACCCAGAAAACGGAAGGCCGCAAAGGCGCCCCUCUCCCAAGAGUACGUCAAUGAAUCAGAUGAAGAGUCGGACGUUGCCACGCCGGGGGAUAGUACAGACAACUUCCUGCAGUUAGGUACAUUGAUGGAUGACAUGGGCAAGCACGGUCCUACAGCAGGGGCUGGGGUUGGUAGCAUGGCCCUUUUCUGA
Molecule: messenger RNA, 303 nt
Organism: Arthroderma uncinatum
Lineage: Eukaryota; Fungi; Ascomycota; Eurotiomycetes; Onygenales; Arthrodermataceae
Exons: 2
Coding region: 1-303 (100 amino acids)
Source: RefSeq, a predicted model, not a curated record